AUUUUGUUUUUAGGAAUAUGAACAAAGUGACAACGAAAUUGGCAUGAACUUAUUUAUCUCGUAUUGUUGAUACUUGUUUUCAAGUAACAAAAGCAGUGUUGCCAGUUGUUGGUAGUGUUUCUCCUGAAGGUCUUCUUCCUGAUAUAACUCCUACACCAGUUGAAGACAAUAUUGAUGGCGGUCCUGACGACGGUUGGAAUGAGUUACCUGAUGCCAUGAAAUCACUUGUAAUGGAUGGAAAUAAUUCGGAAAAUUUAAUGAAAUGAAAACUAGAGCACUCGCUCAGACUGUUCUGGUAUGUUGUUGGAGAAGUGCUAAAGAAUCUGCUUUACUUUUACAAGAAAUUACUUCUUCAUAUGUUCCUCUGGAUAGUUCAAACAAAUCAUCAAAUGGUGUACUGUCAUGGAAACAGUUGCAAGAUAUUGGAGAUCAUUUACUUAAACAACUGAUGGGAGCAAGACAUAGAGGAGCAUUUGAAAUUGCAUAUUCUGCAUUUAAAACUUGCUGUGCCAGGUUAUGGAGUAUCGAACAUACUGAAUUGAGUUGUAUUCCUGAGAAAUGGUUGCACAGUAUACUCUUAGAUAUUGAAGACCCGUCUCGUUCAAAAGAUCUUUGUGCCACAAGGAGAAGUGCGGGACUACCAUUCUUCAUUCAGGCUAUCUUAUCUGGAAACAAAAGUACAAAAGGAAAAAAACAUCUUUAUCUUGUUAUGUCUAAGUUAUUAUCACUGUGCAAUAUAACGGAUGAAACUUCUCUGGUACCAAAGGUUCAUUCUUUGAAUGUACUUCGUGGUUUGAUAAAAGAUUCAUCAUUAGGAGAAGAAAUAUUACCAUAUGUAUCUCAAUGCACACAAGUUUCUAUAAUUGGUUUUGCAUCGUCAGUGUGGGCUGUCCGCAAUUCAUCAACCCUUCUCUUUUCUGCUUUGGUGACAAGGAUAUUCGGUGUCAAGAGAGAUAAAAAUGAUUAUUUUUGUAUGAAAAAUAGGUUAUCUGCUAAUGAAUUUUUCUCGAGACUACAGGGGCUGCAUUCAUUUCUUCUCCAACAACUUGAAAAAAUUUGCAACAAUCUUGAUAAAGGAAGUCAUCAUGCACUCUGUCCAACAUUACAUCCGAUUCUCCUGCUUUUAUCAAGAAUAUAUCCUUCUACUAUGCAACCAACAUCUGGAAUCAGUUUGACAGGAUUCAUUCCACUUUUGAUCAGAUGUAGAGCUUCUGCAGUAUAUAAAUCACGAGUUUCUGCAGCCGUUGCAUUAGCAAGUGUGUUGACCUGGGAUCGAAGAAUAAAUGUAAUGAAAAUAUGCUGCGAUAAUUUGAAAAAUGAUGCUGUUAUUGUACAAGGAAAAUCAUCAAAUAAUGAAGGAAUAUUUUCUUCUGCGCAAAAUCGUAUUCAUGGUGGUUUGUUGCAGAUCAGUGAAAUUCUAAAUAGUGAGAUUCGCUAUAACCAGCUCUCUACUGCCAACCUGCGUAUACUGAUUGAUCUUGUCAUUUCAACUUUAAACGAAUUGGCAGAAGCUGUUGUAACCAAAAGAAACAAUUGCCCGCUUACGAGAUCUACAGCUGUCCAAUUAUUUAUUUUUAUUCGAGAUUUGAAAACUGAGAAUUCAUUCAAAGAUACAAAUGACUGGAAUGAGUUGGUAGCUGUGAUCAAACAUUCAUCUUUAUUGGAAUUGGAAUCAGUUACUCGUAAUAAUAUGUUCGAUAUACCUGGAUAUUCGUUUCUUCUUCAAAGUAUUGCUCAAGUUUUGGUUUUGCUAUGUUCAAAUAGGCUUUCAGAGUUGCUACCAUUGUUGGAAAAAGUGUUUUCCACCGUUAACUAUGAUAUCAUAGAGUGUGUUGUCGGGGACAUAGUAAAAAGUUGGGACAAGGAAAUUGCAGCUUCUUUCAACAGCGAAGAUGCGAUUCAGUUCGAAGAGAAAAUUGUUCAAUAUAUGAUGGAACGACGCUAUAAUUCCAAAAUUACAGAAUUGAUGUACGAUAUAUUGAACAAACUGCCUACGUGCUUCAGCGCUAACAAGUUGUUUCAACGUUCAAUGGAUAUUUCGGAAUCUUGUAACCCAUCACAAUCAUCGUAUCUCCGAACUCUAAUCAAUUUUCAAUCAAAGUGUAUGAAACAUCUUCUUUCAUCUCAGUCGAAAAUGCCUCCAGAUUUUUCUGUUAUUGUUGAUAAAUGGAUCAAAGUACUGUCGUCUGCCUGUCAAUCAUACGAGAAUUCCGAUGACGUCAGAUUAGCUGUAGCGAAUUCAAUUUCAGAGAACGCCGAAGAGGUUUUACUUGACCCUGGAAAUAAAUUUGGUUUCAAAAGCGUCGAUGCUUGGAUUGUCGUAUUCACCCUACUGUGUGACGAAGAAGUUGACAUCCGCAAGGUGGCGUCCACCGCUAUUCAUCUUGUAUCUUCAGAGGUCGGAAAAGAAAAAGGCUAUCCAAGCGUUGACACACGCGCACUUCAGCAAGCAGCAUUGACGCUUAUUUUGACGCACGGUAGACGUCACACUGACGCUUGCCGUCACGCUCUGCAAAAUUUGGCGAGAAGCCAAUCCAAAGAAGUCCCAAUCAGGGUCACUGAAGUAUACGAUCAAGAUGGCAAGACGAUAAAAACUAAAUCGCAGCAUAUUCACAAACUCCCUGGACUCUUCGAUAGAAGUGAGACCAACACAUAUCUGGACCCCGUAGAGGUUUCACGGAUUGGAACAAUUGGCUUAUCCGUUCUGGAUGAUUUCCUGGAAGAACGGUUGCCAGUAAAUAACAUCGAAUCACAACAAAAGAUUUUAGAUCGGUUUCACAUGAAUCAACGCUUUUUAGCGAAAUAAAUUGUUACAUUUCAAUCUUAGAUAUAUAUGGCUCUACAAGACGCAUUUCAUUGCGUGAUCUAACCAUGCACUCGGAAAUAGAGUGCUUAUGCUCAACUAAGAAUUAUCAAAUGUUUUGAAAUCUGGCAUCGUUCAAUUAAUUUUCACAACGUUGCUCUGCUAAACAAUCUCCGUCGAUCAUGUUUUUUAUAUGUGUAUUUUAGUGCGUUUUAAUGCAAAAACCACAAAAAACAUGUAAAUGUAAGGGUUUGUAUUGUGUGAAGCACAUCGCAAGAGUAGUGCUAACUAUAAGUAUUGUUUUGGAGUUAUAGAAACCAUUAUAUUAAUAUUUGUAGUGAUUCAUUCAAAAUUAUUCGUAACGAAUGAAAUGGCUGUGACACAAAUCCAGCAUAAGUCUUGUCGAUUUCAAGUCUAAAGCAUUCAUGUUAUUCUGUCUUCAUAUAUUGAUAGUCUGUUCCAUUUUUUUGAAGACCAUGUCAGAUUUUCCUUAACGCCGUUAAUAUUAUUACUAAAUGGAGGUAAAUGACAAUGCAAAUUCAUUACUACAUUCUCACAAAACAAAUUUACAUAUUUGUAUAUCGAAUCUAUCAUUAUUAACUGAAGUACAUAAUUCGGUGCAAUUGUAUCAACUUUUCUAAAAUUUUAUUACGUCUUUCGAUAGUAGGAUUUGUGUUUUGUGCGUGCCUGUUUUCAAUAAAUAUUAAUAAUGAAAAAAAAUUAUUCUUUAUCGAUACAUGAUUUUUCUUCGUUGAGUAGUGCAGUGGUUGGACUAGAAGGGCAUUUGACGCCCAUAGUAACCACUACACUGCUGAGAUUCUACCGGCAGCAAUUUCAGUUUCAUCCUACCAGAAUACCUGUUUUACGUUGAAAGGACUGCGCUGAAGUAUUGUCUAUUCAAGCCUAUUUUUAACAUUUUUGAUUACGUUGCCAUGUGAUUUAUCCCCUUUCCCUUCAAUUGUUUACGGCCUUCACUACAAAUUUCAAACCCCGUGCAUCGAUGAUUUCAUAUUCAAAUCUAAUAUUCUUUCUUAUAUUAAUUAAAUAUUGUAAUUGUAAAUUUGAAAUGUCAAACUAUUCGGGUGCCUUCUCUUUGCAAAGCAUGAUGUAUUCGUGUUUGUUCUUCGCCUGGCGUUUAUAAUAAAAUAAAAAAAAUACAAUACACUACAGCUCGAAUUUAUUUUAUGAGAUGUUAAACCAUCUGCUACAGACGUUUAUGAAUUUUAUAAAGUUAAUAAAAACACCCACUCGUCCUUUUUAUUAUUUACCUACGAUUUAUUUAUAGAUUUUAACAACGAUAUCUAACCAGCAAUUAUGCUCUUGAAAAAAAGAGAAAUUUAAACGUUCAGUCAGCUUUAGAGAAAUCAAUCUUUUAUGUUUGAAUUUUUCAAUUGGUAUUGCUGAUAUUCCUAGCAGUACCAUCCUUAAAUAAUGCAAAAAAAAAACCAUGCCUUGACAACAGUCUCUCAGGUUGGCAAUAAAUCUUAAAUAAAUUCAUAUUAAAUAUUUCGAAUCCAAUUUUUGAUUCAGUCAAUGUUCAAAUGUCAAUAAUGCGGUCUGUUCAGUUUCCGAGUAGAUAUUUUAACUUCUAUAUUUUUUACGAUCCGUUUUGUAGAAAAUAGGCCAUGUUAUUGUAGAAAGUUUUCGAGUUUUGUAUUAAAUUCAAUAAAAAAAGUUGUUAA
Molecule: messenger RNA, 4485 nt
Organism: Styela clava
Lineage: Eukaryota; Metazoa; Chordata; Ascidiacea; Stolidobranchia; Styelidae
Source: RefSeq, a predicted model, not a curated record